GGAACUGGGCCGUCGCCCCUUUGUGUCCUCCAGGAGCCCAGGCAACAGAGUCGCUUCUUUACGGGCCCUUUCCCCUGAGGCUAGAUUUCGUCAACCAAAGGGCUGCGGGUGUGGAGGAGAUUCCAGAGCCUUCCGGGCAGAAACGGGACCUCCCCGCAGUUCGUUCUGCCGGCGCGGAGUGGGCCGGGCAGUGGCCAGCGCGCGUCUCCCGGACACCGGUCGUCAGACCCUCUGAGUGCCCCUCGGAAUAAGACAGUGUUUGUUACGGUACGGCGAGACUGUCACCCGAUGUGCGAGUCCACGUCGGCUCUGUGACAGGGUGCGAGUGAAUCCACGACUGGAGAUGGUGACCUUCAGAGAUGUGGCAGUUGACUUCUCCCAGGAAGAAUGGGAUUGUCUGAAUUCUUCUCAAAGGCAUUUGUACAGUCAUGUGAUGUUGGAGAACUAUAGGAUCUUGGUGUCUCUGGGCCUUUGCUUUUCUAAGCCAAGUGUGAUAUUCUUGUUGGAACAAGGAAAAGAGCCAUGGACAGUGAAGACAGAGCUGACAGACAGUUUGUCCACAGACUGGGAGUCUAUGUAUGUGACUGAAGAAUUAAUCCCAAAGCAGCAACUUUAUGAAGAACAGUCAUCCAGAAAGAUAAUAGAAGAACUUAGAAGUAUUGGCCUUGAGUAUCCCAGGUUGAUGGGAGAAUGGAGCCAUGAGCAGCAUUUUGAGAGGCAAUCUGAGAAUCUAAAAGCGUAUUUCAAGGAAGAGACCAUCACUUUUGAAGCUCUGGUUGAUAACAGGUCCUGGGGAAGUUUCUGUCAGAACACAUUGCUUCAUGUACAACAGACAGCCCCCACAGAGGAGAAUGUGUAUAAACAAGGCACACACAAGAAAAGCUUGAAGAAAAGCUUGAAGACUGUUAAGCCCAAGAGUAUCUACACAGAGAAGAAACUUUUGAAAUGCAACGAUUGUGAGAAAGUCUUUAGCCAGAGUUCCUCCCUUACUCUACAUCAAAGAAUUCAUACUGGAGAGAAACCCUACACAUGUAUAGAAUGUGGGAAAGCCUUCAGCCAGAGAUCAAACCUUGUUCAGCAUCACAGGAUUCAUACCGGAGAGAAACCCUAUGAGUGUAAAGAAUGUGCGAAAGCUUUCAGUCAGAAUGCACAUCUGGUCCAGCACCUGCGAGUUCACACUGGGGAGAAACCUUACGAGUGCGCGGUGUGUGGGAAGGCCUUCAGCCAGUUUGCCUACCUUGCUCAGCAUCAGAGAGUUCACACUGGAGAGAAACCCUAUGAAUGUGUGGAAUGUGGAAAAGCCUUUAGCAAUAGGUCAUCCAUUGCUCAGCACCAGAGGGUUCACACAGGAGAGAAACCUUAUGAGUGCAGGGUCUGUGGAAAAGCAUUCAGCCUCCGUGCAUACCUUACUGUGCAUCAGAGAAUACAUACGGGGGAGAGGCCCUAUGAAUGUAAGGAAUGUGGCAAGGCCUUCAGCCAAAAUUCACACCUUGCUCAACAUCAGAGAAUUCAUACAGGAGAAAAACCUUAUGAAUGCCAGGAAUGCAGGAAGGCCUUCAGCCAGAUUGCCUACCUUGCUCAGCAUCAACGAGUUCACACUGGGGAGAAACCCUACGAGUGUGUUAAGUGUGGGAAGGCUUUUAGCAAUGACUCAUCCCUUACUCAGCACCAGAGAGUUCAUACUGGAGAGAAACCUUAUGAAUGUAAUGUUUGUGGGAAGACUUUCAGUUACUGUGGAUCCCUUGCCCAGCAUCAGAGAAUUCAUACAGGAGAGAGACCCUAUGAAUGUAAAGAAUGCAAGAAAACCUUCAGGCAACAUGCACAUCUCGCUCAUCAUCAAAGAGUUCACAUUGGGGAGUCACUUGCCACCCAAUCCAGGAAGUCACCAAGUCCUGUAAAUCCCAUCUCCUAAAUAUUCCUGAAAUGUAUGUUCUUUUCUGUCUUCAGUGCUGACCACUGCUAUACUGUUCGAAUGGGUUUUCCAGUAUUUAUUAUUACUAUCUUUAAAUCCUUUUCCCAUAAUGUACCCAAAAUGAUUUUAUUUUGAGGUGGGAUCUUGUGUAACUCAAGCUGGCCUUAGAAUCACUAUGUAGCCAAGGCUGUCCUCGACUCAUUAUCUUCCUGCCUCUGCCCCUCAAGUGCAAGUGCUGUGAUUACAACUGUGUGCUACCACACCUAGCAGAUUUUGUUAAGUAUAAGGAUUAAUGCAUCACCGUCUCCACCUAAAAUUGUUUUUUGAUUGCUAGUGGUUUUAGACUAAUCAAGACCCUUUAAAAUUGUAUAUAAGACUUUUCAUUGUCUGGUCGAAACAUACCAUUCAGCUUUAUUUUAUCCCCAUCUCCUUUAGGCACUAGAUAUUUCUUAAGACUAUGAGCUUAGAUUCUGGGAAAUCAUAGUUCUACCCCUACUACGGUAUUGUGUGAGUUUGAACAACUUAUUUGACUUAUCUAAACCUAGGAUUUUAAUCUUAAAAUAGGGAUAUUAAAGGCUACUGUAUUGUGCAAAUGUAUUAAAUGAAAGUGUCUGUUGAAAAUUAAUGCAUACUGAGAUAAGAAAUUUGCAUGCAGAGUACUUAACAUCGGACAUCAACUAUAGCAGAUACUCAGUAAAUAGUAAUGCCUAACAUGAAUUAGGUGCAUACUAGACGCCAGGCGCUGUUCAGUAUAGUUAGCAUAUUUGAACUCAUUUACUUCUCAUAACUGAAACAAGAUUUGUUGAACCUCUUUGGGAAAUAUCUGAUCAGAACUGAGAAAACUUAAACAUUUUAGAACAUAAAUGGGAGUUUCCAUCCUCUGUGAAUCAUUAUUAUAGACACAGGAAGUAAAACAAUAAUUGAUUAUUAGUGUUUUACCAAGUUUCUAAAGAGAAUGGAGUAGAUUAACCCAGUAAGAUAGGAUUCACUGGCAAGUGUUCAGCACUUAUAUUUAGAUCAGGAAAAUAGAAUUCACAAUUAACUCUAAAAACAUAAAGCAGAAAUGGGUAGUUCCCAUCAAAAGACACUAAACCUAAGUAAUUAUAUGAGUUAAUUUGGUAUGAAAACAUAUCAAUUUUUUUAUACUUAGAAAAAAUAUAGUUUUUAAGCUUUUAUCCAGUGGUUUCCAAAGUGAAAUCAAAAGUAAAACUACAGAUUUUCAUUCAUUCUGUAACAAUUGAGUACUACUCUUCAAACACCCUGAAGCAUGUGACAUGAGCAACAUGAAUACUACAUUCUCCUCAGUUAAAUUCCAGAGUGUGAAAGGGUUAAUAAUAAUUAGAUAUAAAGACAAUACAUUUUCUGCCCAGCAUGGUGGCGCACACCUUAAUCCCAGCACUCGGGAGGCAGAUGCAGACAGAUCUCUGAGUUCGAGGCCAGUCAGGACUAUUACAAAGAGAAAACCUGUCUUAAAAAAAAAUACAUUGUAAAGCUGGGCAGUGGUGGGGCAUGCCUUUAAUCCCAGCACUCAAGAGGCAGAGGCAGGCAUAUUUCUGUGAGUUUGAGGCCAGCCUGGGCUACAGAGUGAGUUCCAGGAAAGGUGCCAAAACUACACAGAGAAACUCUGUCUCAAAAAAUAAAAAAAAAAAAUUUAAAACCCAGAAAACAGAAAAAUGACAAGAAAAUAAACUAAGGACCAUAAGCUAUAGCAUAGUCCCAGGAAACUCAUUGGAGUUGGUGGUUCUUCCUAAUUCAUAUUCAAUAGCAAGCUUUUUGUCGGACUAUCUUUGGAUUGGCAGCCCCCAAAUAAUGACAUGGCGACUUCUUAUUAAUUACGAAAGCUUGGCCUUUAGCUUAGGCUUGUCCCCAACUAGCUCUUAUGACUCAAAUAAACAUGCUUCUGUUAAUCUAUGUUAUGCCCCAUAGCAUUUACCUUUUCCUCACUAUGGCACGUCCUGACUUGCUCCAAAUCUGCUGGUGAAAUCUGAGUGCCUAGAUUCCUCCUCUUUUUCUCUCCCCAGAAAUCCCACCUAUCCUCUCCUGACUAGCUGUUGGCCAUUCAGCUCGUUUUUAAACCUAUCAGAAGGUACAUUGGCAAAGACAAAUAUUCUGAAGGUACAUUGACAAAGACAAAUAUUCACAGUAUACAAAUAUUCACAGUAUACAAAUAUUCUGCAACAAUAUUCAUUACAACUCCUCAGUGGAAUGCUUGUACCCUUUAAUUUCAUACAAUGCCCUGGAAGCUUCUGGCAAGUGAAAAUCCCAAAGAAUGCAAGAAACAUAUUGACUCUAUUUGUAGAAACUUCAUAUGAAAGGUUGGUUCAGGAUGGUAGCAAAAAGUAGACCUGGAGGGAUUAGAAAAAUUGAUUUUAUAUGUCAUGAGUAGUAAGGGUUGUACAAAAUGAAACCAUCAUAAAAUGAGCUAUUUUAAGAUCAAUGCUGGCAGCUAGGCACAGUGGUGAACACCUGUCAGAGGCAGACACAGGCAGAGCUUUAUGGGUUGGAGAUCAGCUUGCUUUACAUACCAAGUUCCAAGGCAGCCAAGACUACACAGUGAAACCAGCAUUUAAAAAAAAAAAAACUAACUGGAAGGAUGUGGAGCCUUGUGGAUAUUCAUGGUUGUGGUUGUCUGCAGCAUCAGUUGGCAAUAUCUUAUAAGGUUGAGGAUGUGAACUGUCUUGAACCCAGUAAUUCUGCCUUGAACCCUCUACAAAAACACAAGUCUUCAUGUUUCAUGAGAUAUACAUGGAAGGCCCACUGCAGUGCUAUUUAUAGCAAUGAAGAAAGUAGCCAAAAAGUGGGCCUAAUUUAGAAUGCCAAUUAUACUAGCCAAUGGAGAUAUUUCCAUCAACAUUGUUAAAUUCCAAAACUAUAAUAAUAUUUAAUUAGAGAGUAUUUUGUAUGACACAGUACCACAAGGAUUGAAAACAUACAAGUCAGAUGCUAUAUACUUUCCAUAAUAGAUACUAUAUAGGAAGAACAUAAAAGUGUUUAUGGAAAUAAUCACAAGAUCCAUAAUAGUGGUGAUCUCUGGGGAGAACUAAAAAUGAGACUGAGAAAGAAUGCAAAGAAAAACUAUUUAUUUAAAAACAAAGCAAAAUUGUGGGAUAUUUGUACAGUGUGUGAAGAUAUGUUACUGUGAUUGGUUUAAUAAAGAGCUGAACGUCCAACAGAUAGACAGGAUGUAUAGGCAGGACUUCCAGGCAGAGAGAAGAGAAGUAGGAGAUGAACAUAGGCAUGCAUCAGACACCAACAAAACAUGGAAAAAGUCAAACAUUCAGAAUGAAAGAAAGGUGAAAAGCCACAAGGCAAAAUGAAGAUUUAAAAAUAUGGGUUAAUUUAAGUUAUAAGAGCUAGUUGAGAUAAGCCUAAGUUAAAGACCAAACUUUCAUAAUAAGUCUCUGGGUCAUUAUUUGUGUGUCAGACCAAAGAUAGUCUGACAAGAAAGGUUGCUACAUUUGGUCCCCAACGUGGGGCACCACAAAAACAGCCAAUUCAAGUUGCUUGUAGGUGUCUGGGUUAGAGCUUAUUCUCCAUCUUCCUAUCUAAACUGUUUCAUAAUAAAGGAUAAAAGACA
Peromyscus californicus insignis is the source of this 5489-nucleotide messenger RNA. It is a transcript of the gene Znf570, whose product is annotated as zinc finger protein 570. Gene Ontology annotation, biological process: regulation of DNA-templated transcription. The record is from RefSeq and is a predicted model, not a curated record. The coding region runs from base 344 to 1912 and encodes 522 amino acids. NCBI's taxonomy places the organism in Eukaryota, Metazoa, Chordata, Mammalia, Rodentia, Cricetidae. The transcript has 4 exons.